AUGGAUACCAGUUAUAAUGAAAUUCUGCAGAUCCGUGACGACCUUAACAGCUUGACUGGAUUGGUGAAAGCAUUAAGUAAUGAGACCGAUGAGAGGGAUAAGUCGCUCGAUGCACUUACCUUGAAUGACAAUCUUCUUGGAAAUUCAUUCUUACAAGAGACGGAAGUACAAAGGAAAAAGAAAAGAUAUCUCAAGAAACUCACAGAAGUGAAGAUUCAGUACAAACACAUUCAUGAUCAGAUGGACACAGAGUCCGUUAUAAGCGACCGGAAGCCGUUAGAUCUUUCGCGUUUUAAUUUCAACUCUCAGGACCCUCAUAAAGAAUUCCCUGAAAGCCACAUCCUUGCCACCUAUGAAAGUCGAAGUGUCUGGAUCGAAUGGAGCAGCUACUCUUCCAACCAGCCGAACACCGAUAAGGUUAAUUCUAUGCCAGAGGAUCGAAUUCGUCUCUUGGUAGACCUCCUCUGCGACGAGAUGCCGGCGGCCUUUCGGUCGCCAUAUUGUCUUGGAUAUGUUACCUCGAAUAGACAAGAUGAUACGACCUGGUUCGGUAUUGUUUUCGAGAAACCAUCAGAUGAUGUCUCAACGCAGGUCGUGACACUUCAAAAGCUCUUCCAGUMCCUGCCGGUACCAUCACUCUCUGCGCGGCUAUCUCUGUGCGCUGCUGUGGCGGAAUGUAUCUAUACCUUCCAUACCGUUAACUGGCUCCACAAGGGGCUACGCAGUGAAAAAAUUGUCUUCUCUUCGCAACAAUCAUCUGAGCCUGACCUCGAAGUGCCUUACGUGUUGGGAUACGAGCUGUCUCGACCUAAUAUCCUAGAUGAGUUGACUGAGAAGCCGAGAUUCAAUGCCCGCGAGGAUAUCUAUCGACACCCUUUCGCACAGUCCAGCCAUUCCACCGGCAAUUACCACAAAUCUUACGAUAUAUACAGUCUCGGCAUUUUGCUGAUAGAAAUAGCUAGUUGGAAGCCCAUUCAUGAGUUUCUUGGUUUAACUGAUUUAGCUUCUGCCAAGCCUUCAGUUCUGCUAAAUGUUCAACGGCAGCUGCUCGAAGACGGUAAUUCUUUACAUCGUAUGUCUAGCACACUUGGUAAUGCAUAUAUGGAAAUUGUUGAGCUGUGUUUGCGCGCCGAUGAGGUGGAGAGACCGACCUAUGAUGGAGAGUCAAGAACCUCAAUAACAAUUCGGUUACAGAGGACUCUAGAGCAGGACAUCGUGCGGAAAUUGGGGGAUAUGGCAAGGGUGAUGAGAUAA
This is a messenger RNA of Talaromyces amestolkiae, 1254 nucleotides long. RefSeq lists its product as uncharacterized. NCBI's taxonomy places the organism in Eukaryota, Fungi, Ascomycota, Eurotiomycetes, Eurotiales, Trichocomaceae. Gene Ontology annotation, molecular function: protein kinase activity; ATP binding. The transcript has a single exon. Gene Ontology annotation, biological process: protein phosphorylation. The record is from RefSeq and is a predicted model, not a curated record. Bases 1 to 1254 code for a protein of 417 amino acids.